Staurois parvus is the source of this 587-nucleotide messenger RNA. The record is from the annotation of a GenBank genome assembly. Lineage: Eukaryota; Metazoa; Chordata; Amphibia; Anura; Ranidae.
CUGUCACACCCUCCACACUCCUCUCCUGUACAUACUUAUCACUGUCACCACCCCCUCCACACUCCUCUCCUGUACAUACUGACUCCUCUCCUGUACAUACUGAUGACUGUCACCCCCUCCACACUCCUCUCCUGUACAUACUUAUCACUGUCACCCCCUCCGCACUCCUCUCCUGUACAUACUGAUCACUGUCACACCCUCCACACUCCUCUCCUGUACAUAAUGAUCACUGUCACCACCCCCUCCACACUCCUCUCCUGUACAUACUUAUCACUGUCACCCCCUCCGCACUCCUCUCCUGUACAUACUGAUCACUGUCACACCCUCCACACUCCUUUGCUGUACAUAUCGAUCACUGUCACCCUGUCCGCACUCCUCUCCUGUACAUACUUAUCACUGUCAUCCCCUCCACACUCCUCUCCUGUACAUACCGAUCACUGUUACCCCCCCUCCACACUCCUCUCCUGUACAUACUGCCCACUGUCAUCCACUCCACAUUCCUCUCCUGUACAUACUGCCCAGAGACAAGGCAGAGACCUCCGUGGGGGAAUACUCAGCCUUAAGGUGGGCCUCCAUUCUUAGAGAUA